Messenger RNA from Bursaphelenchus okinawaensis, 3360 nucleotides. Lineage: Eukaryota; Metazoa; Nematoda; Chromadorea; Rhabditida; Aphelenchoididae. The record is from the annotation of a GenBank genome assembly.
AUGUUUAAUGUACAGGAUGUGUUUUCUAUGAGUAACAAUGCCAGAGAGAAAGAGAUUGCUAUUUUGGAGAAAACAAUAGAGGAAUGUAAGUUGUAUACUUUAUGGCUGAAUUGCUAAAUGUUUUAGCUACUGACGAGGUGAAGAAGCUAGCUGGAGACAACUUUUUGUACCUAAAUAAUAUCCUAAAAAGCUGUUCUGAUGCUGACACAGGGAAGAAACUUCAAAAGUUGGAUGAUCUGAUAUCUAAAAUUCAGAAGCAAGUCACUGACACUUCGAAGAAGGUUGAGGUGCGUAUUUAGUUUACUUUUGUUGAACGUUUUAGUUAUUUAUACUCAUUUUUUGUUGUUUUAGGUAGCUUCAGUCAAGGACAAAAUAACGGUUAUCAAGGGGAUUGAAAAAAGACUGGAGAAGUUUGCAGAGCUUCGAAAUGCCAUUAGAAGUUUGAAUACAGACUUUGCAACGUUAGAAUCUUAUCGUUCGUAUGCUAUGAAGUUGAAGAACAUGAAGGGAUACAAAGAUAUUGUUACUUUGGUAUGUUUCAGUAUUACUUUGUUUCGUUUUUAGGUACAAUAUGAAGCAAAAGUAACACUAAUUUAUUGUUAUGUUGACUGUAUGUUUUACGAACAAAUAGAGCAUGGUUUGUUUUAGGAAGAGUACGAACUAGACCAAGAUUACCCAGAAGAAGAGAUUAUGACUAAAUUUAUCGCUGAAGUUAACCUUGAGAUUGAACGUUUUAAUCGUUAUUUGGAAGGGAUUUUUGAUACUUUUAUAGUUAUAACAAAAGAUGUUGACAAUCUGAACAAAACAGUGUUGACGAUCAAUUCAGAAGACCCUAAGUUAAUAUGUGAUUGUCUGGAUUCUCUAAACUUAUUGGAACGCUUUGACGACAAAUUUAGAGAGUUGGCAACUGUCAUAUGGACAGAUUUUUGUGAAGUUUUGUUGAAUUCAGCUGACAGUGAGAAUGUAGUUACGAUAACAUCAGACGAACCUCAUAAGAAGACUUUUAUUAGUGAAUCGAAGCCAAAGAAAGGAGAGAAACAGAAUGUCCAAGCUUUAAUGAGGUAUGUUUUGAUUAUAACAUUCAAUUGUUUAGUGUAACUGGGAAUUUAAUUGUAAGUCUUGUGUUCUGACAAGUUUUGGUAAAAAUUUUAUAAAAUGGAACAUUUUUUGUUGGCAUUGAAUUGUAAACUGUAAAAAUUUUUAUGUAAUUGAUAUAAUUUGUAAUUUCAGAGCACUGGAAAACUUUUUUGAGAAUCUUCAUGAUGUUUUGAAAGAUAUUAAACUGCAAGAGUGGUUAGUAACACUCAUCGGUCGAGAAAUAGGUAACAGAGUUAUAGAAACCUUAUUGUUACGAUCUGCUGCGGCUACAGUGUCUUUAAAGAAGACAGAUGAGGAGAAAUUAGAGGCUUUGAAGGAAAUGAUCAAACAUUUCGACAUGAAGAUGAGGGUAAGUGGUAGUUUAAGUUUGAUAUUUUAGGUAUAAAAUUCACCUAAAAAACUUAUUUUGAUAAGGUUUUAGGAACUUCACUUUUUCGAUGACAAACUGAGUGCUGAGAUGGUGUUGAACAAGUCCAAUAGACUGUUCGUCAACCAAAGAUGUCGAGCCUUCUUAGCCGCUGCCAGAAACCUGAUUGCCAAACCUUAUGUUGACUUAGUGGAAGUAUCUGGAAGCCUAAAACCAUCAACAGCGGACAUUAACAAUUUGACGAUAUCUUUGAACAAUAUGAAGAUCAAAACCGAAGUAGAUGAAGAAGAAUCUGUGUAUGAAAUGCAAAAGUGCAAAGUCAGCGAUUCUGUGUACAAGUUGGUACCCCGUAUCAAGACACUGUUUGAUCUGGCAAUGGAAACAGAGGACGAGAUGGGAGCGGUCAACUUUUUUCAAGCUGCUUUAUUAAUUAUUGAUACCUUCUUGGUAUCCACACCUAGACUUCAUCAGCAGGCUUUGUUGUCCGUUCCUCAGACUUCAGGUAAGAGUUUGCAUAAUACGUGAAGUAAACGUGAUAACAUUGGGAGUAUGUUAAGAUGCUUAUGAUGAGAAUACAAAAUUUAGUGUUUGUUUAUGCAGUUUUAGCUGCACUUACCUUAAUAUAGCUUUUAAACAGAAAAAAAUGUAAUUUUAUUUAAUGACUUUUAAUUUCAGCUAUAUUCUACAACAACUGUCAGUACCUAUUUUAUAAUUUGUCGAUUUUUAAAAUGGAAAUGGAAAAGAAAUUACCAAGUCAAAGCAACGUAAGGAAUUUGAUGAUUUUAAUGAAUAUUGUUGCUUUUUAAACGAAUAUUGUCAUCUUUUGAUUUUUCAAAAUUUUUAAUGAAAUUUACAUGUUUUUGGCCAUGUUUGAUAUUAUCAUUAAGGAAAUUUGGUUUCAGAUAAAGCGUGAAGACUUAAACUUCACAAAACAGUUCAAGGAGUUAAGAACAACAGCAAUGAAGUUUUUGGAGCACCAGUUAAACACUAUAAAAGCUAGUUUGUUGAAGGUCAGAGAUGAGAAUAUGACUUUGGAGGAUUGUGAGUUAAUUUUAUAAAUUUCUAUAUGAGUAUUAAUUUAUUUGAUUAGUUUUCGUUAUCAUAUUAACGAAAUGAAAUAAAUAAAAUCUAAAAAUGUACAUUAACCUAUCUUUACAGUAUUUGUGAACAUUGAUGCGACGCCAAGUAACAGAGAAAGAGUAGAGAAGACCCUGAAUGGAAGUCUGAUGGAGUUGUCCAAGAUACGAUCCGUGUGGAGCGAUGUCAUGUCAGACUCUGUACUAGAGAUAUCAUUGGGAGUUCUGGUGUCACAUUUACUAUCGUUAGUAACGAAAACCAUAUUGUCAAAGGAGGAUAUCACAGUGCAUGAUGCUGAAAGUAUGGCUAGAUUGUGCAAGUACGUGUUGGAAAGAAGUGCAGCUCUUAUGACGGUAAGAAGUUGGCAGGGUUACGUUAUUAGUGGGGUUAAUGUUCAUAUGGCUAUUAACUAUAUUGUUUUCGUUGGUAGCAUUUUAUAUUAAAAUCACAGCCAAAAUGCUGAUAACACCCAACAUAUUUAAUUUCAGAUAAAUGGAGUUCAAGCCAUACACAGAGUAUGUCAAAAGGAGUAUUACCGCCUCAAGGAGAUAGUGUUUGUCUUAGAAGCCAAUCUUGAUGUAAGUUUUGUUCCUUUAUAUCGUUAACAUACCUUUUACGGAAAAAUUGAAGGGUAUAAACCAUGUUAUCAGAAAAUAAAUUAGUAAAUAUAUUUUCAGGAAAUUGGUAACAGAUGGUGUGACGGAAUAGGUAUCCUGGCAGAAUAUGUAAAGCCAUUCGAAGUCCGCGGCCUGGUCUGUGCUUUAUUCCAGAACACUUCAAAGCGGGCUUCUUUGUUGGAUCAAAUUAGAAAUCGGUGA